Molecule: messenger RNA, 1992 nt
Organism: Cavenderia fasciculata
Lineage: Eukaryota; Evosea; Eumycetozoa; Acytosteliales; Cavenderiaceae
Exons: 4
Coding region: 1-1992 (663 amino acids)
Source: RefSeq, a predicted model, not a curated record
AUGUCAUAUUUUGAUGUUAGAGGUAAUCAAUUAACUGGAACUAUCCCAGAUAUUGUAUUUUCACAAUUAAAUGGAAUCAAAUCAAUUUCAGUGUUAUUGAGUAAUAAUCCUGGUCUCACAGGAACUCUACCAAAUGAUCUAUGUCAGGUUAAACAACUUUCUAUUUUAAAUACAAGUAUUACGGGCAUACCUGAUUGUUUCUGGUGUUACAAUGUAUCUGGUUCCACAAUACUCAUAACCUCACUUUCAAUGCCAUCCCAUUUCGCAUGCAAUGUGACAAUUAAUAAUCGACGACUACCAGCAUUAUUCACUCAAGUAAUGAUUGAAGGUUCAAACUUGGGUUGGGCAAUUGGAAAGGAACCCCAACUCAUUCCUAUCAUUCCAAAUUCAUUAUUAAGGUAUACAUAUCAAAAGAUUGGACCACCUGAACUAGUGAAUAUUGAAAUAGCAAGUGGAUCAUACAAUUUUGAAUUUGAAUUGGUUGAAGCUGGCAUCACCCUCUCCUCAAUAGCCCAAAAUCAAAGCACAACUGAUGGAACUAUCAUGCUUAUGAUAACAUUUACUCAAUACAAUCAAUACAUAUCACACUUUGUAUUUUUAAAGCAAGGUUUGAAUACCUAUCCAUGUAUUGUACAAUUAAAAGAAGGCUCGAAAUUGUAUUGCAAGAUUUAUCAAUUACCACUCGUCGCAACCUAUCAAUUGACAGUCCAUAACGAAUUCUUUUCGGCUAGGUCACCUAUUAUAAUGUCUAAAUCUAUCGUUGCCAUGUAUCCUUUGGUGAGUAGUGCUGACUACCAAUCAUCUCCAUCACCAUUGCUCACAUUUAAUGGAUUUUUUGGUGAAAAUCUAAAGACUGUAAAUACAUCUGUCAUACUCAACUCUACCACUACUUGUAUCACUAUGUCUAUCACCUCGGGGACAAUUACAUGUGCUCCUACAAGUAUCAUGACACCUGGACAAGUAUUCAUUUCCAUUACUGUCGAUGGAAAUCAAACACCAUUUAGUUUACUCUCCAUCCCAUACCAAGAUAACCUCAAAGCCAAUUGUAUUGAACAAACUUUUAAUUGCCAUGGUCACGGUCAAUGUAAUGACCAAGGAAUUUGCCAAUGUAAUCAAGGUUAUUAUGAUGAUUUUGCAACAUUUGAAUUGGAUGGAUAUCAAUUCUUUUUCUCAUUGGUUGCAAUUCAAGAAUUGGAUGCUGAUGAUAAUAUCGUUCAAGAAUUAAUUACUGAUAAAUGGAAUGUUACUGAUUUAUCAGGUGAUGAUCUUACAUCACUCCAUUACAGAUUAUUGAUCAAUUCAACAUUGUAUCCAACAUUAUCAACAGUUGCCAAUAUUACAUCAUUGAUUGAAUAUUCAACACUGGAUAGACAAUUACCAUUUGGUGAUAGUAUAGUAUCAGUUGGAGCAAAUAGUAUUAAAGUUGGAGUAAAUGUUACUGGAUGGCAAUACCAAUCGAUUCUAUCACAUCUCAGAGUUGUAUUCGCAACCAUUGUCAAUAAUGAACAAUCAAGAACCCAAUCAUGUUCCUCCAAUGAUAUUCCAACAUUUGAAGAGAUCCUAGGAAGUGAUAGUUAUUUAAGAGUUAUCAAGAAUAAUACACAAUUCUAUGGUCGUUUCCUUUCCUAUUCCUAUUCAGAUGGUAGAAAGACAUUUUCAAGAAACGAAUUAAUUAAUCAAACUAUUAUCACUGGCAAGAGUAAUGAAUCAUUGGCGUUGAUUGGUGUACAUAUACCUCAAUGUGCUUCAUGUCUACUUGACCCCGACUUUUCAGCAUUGAUCACCGAUAACAGUAAAAAUGAUGAGGAUUGCGAAACCUCUUCAUCUUCAGAGAAUACAUGGAAAAUUAUAGUUGGAGCAUGUGUUGGUGGUACUGUAUUCAUUGCAUUGGUAAUAGCAUUAGUAUUUUCAUUAAAAAAUAGUAACCGAUUUAAAAUUAAAGUUAAAGCUGCUAAAAGUAUAAUGUUAAAGAAAAUGGGAACAAAUAAAUAA